Patella vulgata (common limpet) is the source of this 4923-nucleotide messenger RNA. RefSeq lists its product as uncharacterized. The transcript has 18 exons. Lineage: Eukaryota; Metazoa; Mollusca; Gastropoda; Patellidae. The coding region runs from base 92 to 2185 and encodes 697 amino acids. The record is from RefSeq and is a predicted model, not a curated record.
UUAAGCAUAGCCUAUUUAUUGAUAGUGUCACUAGCAAUGGAUGUGUCGCCGUGAUUAAAUACUAUAUGAAGCAAUUUGAAGCAAAAUUAUAAUGGCGAUUUUUAACAUAUCGCCUAUAUUGUUAUUUUUUGGAUUAUGGGUUCAGAUUGAGAAGGUGUCAACACAAGUUACAACACUUACCAUAGCUGUAUCCACGCAUAAUUCACACCAGACGUUUUCUGAACUUCUGGAAGGUCCUGCAACCGGAGGUGACCACGAUACAAAAAAUGUUUCACAUAUUUUCCAAGUUCUGAAUGGUGCUGACUAUUUGAGUACUACCGAUUUGACCGCAUAUGAUAUACAAAACGCUCGAAUACAAGUGUACAGUAGAGUUGGUGAAUUAUUACAGGAGAUUGUUGAUUGUAACGUAACUAGUAGUAAAGUCUUAGUUAGCUGUGGUCAAGGAAAUACAAUAUUUAAACCGUUAUAUGGUUUUCCAGAUGCACAGUUGGUUGCUACUAGUGGUACUAAUCCUGAGUUAAUGAGUGUUAAAUAUAAUCGAUAUAUUACCCCACCAACGUUUGGCAAUAUGGUACUGGUUGGCACUGGUGGUAUACCAGCGUCAGUUCAUGAAGGGUGCAUGACGCCUCCUGGGGGUGUAACUGCAACAAAUGCGACAGCAACGACCAUAGAUGAUUGUGUGUCAGUUUGUUCGGCUCUAUCUAAAACUUAUGCUGGACUUGGUGGUUUGUCUGCCGCAUGUUAUUGUGUUAACACACUUGGCGUCAGUUCAACCGGGUGCACGGGUACUUGCUCAGGAAAUAUUUAUCAAACUUGUGGUUCUGCAGGAGUGUGGAAUGUUUAUAAUGUAACAGGUUAUAAUGAAUGGAGGAGUUUGCUGACAGGGGCAAUUGAUGGUGACUCAGUGCUUACGACUGUAAAUAUUACUUCUGAUACAGCUGUAGAAAAGAUAAUACUUGGCGCGAAUAGUAAAGUGGUGUCACUGACCAUACAAGAAGAAGAGGAAUGCUAUCUUACUAACCUGUAUUUCAACGCUUCAAGUCCGGGAUAUAAACUAUAUUAUGGGGAAUGCACUAACGAUGCCGCUAAAAGGCCACUGACAACAUUAAGUGGUAGUCUGGAAUUUUAUCCUGAAGACGAAGCCCGUAUCCAUGUUGGAUUAAUUGAAACUGAAUGUUUGUGGGUCGAACCAAUAGCACAUAAUUACACAUUUCACAGAGCUAACAUAGCCAUAUAUGGACCAGCAACAUACGGUGCUGCUCACUAUAUUGUUUUACAAGUGGACGUAUUAGAUAUUGUCUCCUCAUCGCUGGAAUCGUUAAUAACAGUCACAGCCCCCUCCUCCCUUUGUAUGAAUUCUACAGAGUCUACAAGUAUAAUAGAAUCAACCACUAGUAUAGCAGAGUCUACAAGUAUAAUAGAUUCAACUACUAAUAUAGCAGAGUCAACAAGUAUUAUUGAUUCAAGUACAAAUAUUGCAGAAUCCACAACCAUGGUGGAAUCUACGACAAUGGCAGAAUCCACAACAAUGGCGGAAUCCACGGCAAUGGUAGAUUCAACAAUGUCAGAUCCUUCAAUAUCAGGGGCGAACAGUGAUACAGCAACGACUAUAAACGCAAGUCCAACAGACUCUACGGCUACAGUGAGCGCGUAUUCAAGCGCCAUUAGCUCGAGUGAAAGCACAGUAUCCGCACCGGCAAGCAUAGUAUCCACAACAGAAAGCACAAUAUCCGCAUUUUCAAGCACUGCAAGCGCAAACAGCGAUAGCACAAGCACAGCGGGCGCUAGUCAAAGCACGGCGGGCGCUAGUCAAAGCACAACAGUUCAACCGACCGCUACUGAAAACUUGAGUGCAACUCAGGUUUAUGGCCCUCAGACAUCAACUGCCUGUUCCUGUCUAUGUCGAUCGGAUGACGGAAGAAACAUCACAGACGAAGAACGAGCACAAGAGAAAGUAGAAGAAAUCAAGAAAGAUCUCAAAAUCAAUACCAAAAAGUUGUCAGCUACUGUUCGUAAGAAAAUCAGUGCCGAGGACAACCGCCCUUCCGCUCAGGGUGUAGGAUUUGUUGGGGUCUUUUUCCUGACUGCUGUUUUCAGCUCACUUAUACUACUUGAUAUUACCUCCCUUGGACAACAUCUCUCGAUCAUGAAAAAUAAUUUACUAAAUAAAGACGAUGCCCCAUGAUUUAAGAUGAAACGAUAAAAGUAACUAAAAUAUAAUAUUAAAAAUAUAAGUUUGUAAUUAGUUUUUUUUUUUUUCACGUUAUUUUAAUAUAUUCAACGACUGGUUUUCUCUGACCGUUACCAGGAUUAUAUUAAAACCAGUCACUAAAUAUAAAUAUUUAUAAUACAAAAUAAAACUCUGUAAAAUGAUAAUAAUCUUGAUGUCCAACGAACGUUAGGGUCAAUCGGUUAAAAGGAUAGAUCCCCACUCCCACCUAUUUCAUUAAUUUAAAGAUGCAUUAUGUAAGAUUUAGAUUAAGUGUUGGGAGAUGUAGCGUAGGUUGUUUAUUAUCGGAGCCAUGGUACUGAACAAACGAAACUAAGUCUCGAUUAUCGAUUAUAUCGUUAAUCUUUAAAUCUCGCGACGUUCAUAUCUAUAUACAUCUCUGCCAUUCGAUGGUUUAGAGAGUUGAUUAUGGGCUUGCCAUGUUGAUAAAUAUCUAAAUAAUAGUAUUUGAAGCUAAAGUAAAGAUAUGGAAUAGGAAAAUUUAGCUCUUACAUAUUACAUCUUUAAGAAUACUAUACAAAUAAAGAACACGAAUCAGGUAAACCUCUUUGACAUUCAGGUCAAAAUAAAGUAUUUAAUUUGGUUGAUUUUACUUUAUUUUGCUGUGUACAUGUAUAUGAGUUCAGCGGUAUACAUUACACUUAGCGAUAGAAAUAAUACAAGAUACAGAUAGGAAAUCAAUCGUCGUGUCCCAAGAAAUAUUAUAUAUUAUAAUGUGUUCUUGACCACUUCUAUUUUAUCAUUUCAAGGUUGAUCAGUUAUAGAUGUAACUCGUAUUCCAAUGACCAUACUUGAAGAUAAAAAUACUAUAUUAUCAUUAUAAUCACUACCUACGUAGUCUAUGAAAUCAUAUCAAUUGAGAAGUGUUAGAAGAAGAUGUCAACGAAGAGGGUCCUGAUAAUAUAGGUGACUUUUUAUACAAUUCGUUAGUAAUAAUGUUCAGUAAUUUAAAUGUUAACAGCCUGACAAUGUAGAAACUCAACAAUGACAGUAAACUCCUAUUUGUUUUUAAAAUGAAAUGAGGUUUAAAGUCCCACUUUUCAUCAUCAAAAUGGGUAACGAUAGCGACAGUUUAUCAAAUACUGUACAAGCUACGGCACGUCGUUUUAACUCUUAAAGUAAACCCAUAUUAGCUGACGAUUGGGAUAUAUUAGUGCGAUACAAGUUGAGUAAAAGAAGGCAUACAUAGUUAAAAAUGAUAAUUCGGAUCUGCGAUCAGGGGAGACAAUCGACAUUGUAAAAAGCGCGAUUUUUCGUAUCAUAACAUUUUCUGGUUAUUUUAUAUUAUAUAUAAAUGUCACGUGUAAUAUUACGAUGGGGCCUUUCUAUACAUAUUUAAUUACUCUAAAUUUAGAAUGUGAAUUAUUUUCGUAAUUCGAAGUAGAAGUGAGUAAAAAUAAACCUAUUAUACUGUAUUAUUUUAGACAUGCUUUAAUUAUUGCAUUUCUACAUAUUAUGAUGUAUUUUAUAUGUAAUUUACUUGUUAUGUACUAUAACUUUAUGAUACUCCGUCCAUACUUUAAUGUCGCCCCUGUCUGUCCGUCCGUCCGUCCACAAAUUGUUUGUGGACAUUCUACAGGUCACAAUUUUUAUCCGAUUUUGACGAAACUUAAAAUUAAUCAAAAUAAAAUAUCUCGUUUCCUGUCGAUAUUAGCAUGUAUCGGACCGUCACUUUAUGGAUUUUGGCUCCUGACUGUGCGAAAAAGCACGCUUUUAGCUUGUGAACACUCUAGAGGUCACAAUUUUUAUCCGAUUUUGAUGAAACUAGAAAUGUAUAUUUAUAAGCCAAAGAUGUCGGUUCCUUUUGAUAUUCGUGCAUAUCAGACUGUAACUUCCUGGAAUAUGGCGCCUGAUUGUACGAAAAGUCGCAUUUUUAGCUUGUCGUCCCUCAAGAGGCCACAAUUUUUAUCCGAAUUUAAAAACCGUUACACCAUAAUGAAACUGCUCAGCAAAAAGGUCGUUCCUUGUACGCAAAUAGUGUAAAAGUAUGUAAUACGAAGCUUGUGGGCCCUCUAGAGGUCAAAAUUUUGUUCGAUUUUGAUAAAACUUAAAAUAUGUGUCCAUAAUGAUGGUUGUGUUCCUUUCGAUAUUCGCGCAUAUCAGACCAUCCAUAACUUUUUGGAUUAUAGCCCCUGAUUGUACUAAACAUCGCGGGUUUUUGGGUUUUUUUUUUUUUAGCUUGUUCUCUACCCAUCUGUUGCAAAAUGUGAGCGUAUCUUGCCUGGCAACCGCUGGUUUGAUUAAUAUUUGUCCUAAUGACUAUAUCCGUCCUAUAAAUGAACCUCUAAAUGUCGUAUAUUAUAAGUUUGUAAACACAUAAGCACUACAGAAUUACAUUUUGUUUUAUUUUUAAAAAACCUUUAUGAAUUAUUAUUAUUUUAUUACGCCAAUUCUAUAAUUUUAUAGUAUCACACAGUUCAGUUUGUAAAAAUAUUAAAACUACAGAAUCACAAAUUUUAAGAAAAGUCUCCAUUUCCAUUUUUAAAAAUUUGUAAACUUACUAUUUUUUUUGCAUUUUUCAAUUAUUACUAUAUUAAUAUUGAUGCUUUAUAGUCUUGUGAUUUUAGUAAUCUGUUUCGUAAAAUCAUGGCCAACCCACGUGUGCAUUUUGUUGUUUUGUUAAAUUUUAUGCUUGUUGAAAACUGUUUUGUAUAUUUCACACUCUGUUGAAUAAUAAAUAUAUUUAUGUUUUA